UAAGUGUGAAGUAUUGUAUCAAACAUAUAAGAAAAAACUUAUGUACUAUGAUAGUAUAAAUAUAUUAUAUUUAGGCUCGGGAGAAUGAAACAAUAAGUACAUGAAAAUAAACAUUAAUAUUUAUGUUAUCAUUAAAAAUUAAUAAACAUAGUGGUAUCCUGGUAUUUUUCUGUAUGAUUUUUCAAUAAGUACCAACUGAUUACUACCUAUUAUAGUUAACAAUGCGAAAUAAAAAAAAAUAUAAUAAUAAUAAUAAUAAUACAAUAUUUUUAAUUUCUCUUAAAAUAGUAAAUGUAUUUCUCUGCAGAACAAGACUUGCCCUUGGACGAAACUUGUUUGUCGUUACUAAUGACGUGGAAUAACAGUGCUGGAAAGGAAAAAAGUUUUCUCAGUAUAGCUAACUGUUUAAGAAAAAUAGAUCAUGAAAAAUUAGCCGAAUGGUUGUCGGACACAGUUUUUACUCAAUUAAGUAUUGAAUUAAAUAAUAGUUUUCUUCAAAACACUACAACACAAAGAAAUAAAGCUACAGUUUCGUCCCGAUCACAGAAGAUUCUGCAAACUGAAAGUUGUCCGUUUAGUAGAAAUGUUUUGUUUUUAUUAUAUGAUACGUUUUGCAUGUAUUUUAUUUUGAUGGCCAUCGUAACAUUUGUAUUCUAUUCAUUGGGUUUGUUUGUUCGAACUGUGAAAGAAAGCCAAAACAUUCUAAGCAAGUAUAUUAUUAUAAAUUAUUAUUUUUAG
Molecule: messenger RNA, 738 nt
Organism: Myzus persicae (green peach aphid)
Lineage: Eukaryota; Metazoa; Arthropoda; Insecta; Hemiptera; Aphididae
Exons: 2
Coding region: 292-738 (148 amino acids)
Biological process (GO): signal transduction
Molecular function (GO): protein binding
Source: RefSeq, a predicted model, not a curated record